CAUUUUCCAAAUGAAAUAAUAAACGAAUACUUCAACCCGCUUCAUCCACACUAAAAACCGGAAGAGGAACUUGAAGGGGCAGUUGGGCACUUGCCAAAUAUAAAAUCUAUUUCCACAAACUGCACACUUCUCAUUUGUUUUCCUCCUGAACUGAAAGGUCUUAAUAUCAGAUGUCGUCAGUCAGCCGCCCAGCCGUGAAGCUUGGUAACGAUGUCCUGCAGGACUGGAAGCAGAUUGGACGCGGAGGCUUUGGGGCGGUGUACUGCGCCAGGCAAAAGGACUGGUGUUUUGAUGUGGCUAUCAAGAUGCUGCACACAAAUGAUAGUGACCAGCUGUGGAAGGAGGCCCAAGCCAUGACCAGGGCCUGCAGCCCAUUUGUGCUGACGGUCUUCGGAGUUUACCGGGGGAUUCCUCCGGGAAGUAGCAGACACGAGUGUGAGGGCAUCGUCAUUGAAUACAUGAAGAGGGGUACCUUGGAGUCCCUCCUGGAGAGGCUGGCGGGCCCCCCUCCUUGGCCCCUGGCCUUCCGUCUGGCCCAACAGCUGGCCCUAGGUAUGAACUUCCUGCACACGCUGAGUCCCCCCCUCCUGCACAGGGACUUGAAGCCCAGCAACGUGCUGCUGGACGACCACCUCAACGCCAAGCUUGCAGACUUUGGUCUGUCCAGGGUGUCAAACAGCCAUUUGAACAGCAGUGGAACGACCACAGAAGACCAAGCAGGCACACUGGUCUUCACACCCCCUGAGGCUUUUGAUCUGUCCUACAAGCCUGUCCGCUCCUACGACAUCUACAGCUAUGGGAUAGUUAUCUGGUCCGUUUUCACUGGCAAAAAACCCUAUUCAGGCGCUAUAACCAGUCUGGUUCAUCUACGAGUACCUCUCGGAGAUAGACCUCCCACUGAUGAAGUGGAUCAUUCUCAAGCAGACGGGUUGAGUGAUCUGGUAACGCUCAUGGAGAGAUGUUGGGACCAUGAUCCGGAUAAAAGACCGUCCUUUGGAGAUUGCCUUGAAGUGACCGCUGGGGUCUUUCCCAGGGAUGAGGGGGCGAUUCGCCGGGCGGUGGAUCAGGUUUUGUCAAAGCUGGACUCAGAAAUGGUGCCCUCUUGUGAUAUAGCUCACUGCCAUUCGACCAUGAAAGAAGAUUUACACAAAAAGGGUCCUGUUGACGGAGUCAAAUCAACGAAACCUUUAAGCAUUGAAGAUAAAGCGAAGUUUGUGGAUAAUCACAGAGCAAAACUCAUUCAAGAAGUAUCUAUGGUGAUGGCCAUAACAGAACGUCUUGGGAAAAUGGUUCACCCUGAGACAUACUCCAAAAUUCAAGCUGAGGACACAAACCAAGAUAAGCUCCGGGUGCUAUAUUCAACCCUUCACUCAGGAGGGUCGAGGGUUAAAGCAGCCUUCUACGAUGCACUUGAAACCCAUGAGCCAGAUCUGCUAGCAGAUUGGGCUAGCAGAUUGGGCUAGCAGAUCAAAGCUCCCUGAAGUGAUCACCAAGGUGUUUGCUAUCAUAUGACUCGGCACAGAAACAGCCACUUGCCGGUGAGACAUCCCAAGACCGCACCCGCUUGUUUAAAACUCAUCCUAACGAUAGCCUCGUGGGGCUUUAUAGGAAUCUACAGGUUCAAAAGACACGUCAUCGUGCUGGAGCUUGAAUCUUCACAGUACCGACCAGUGGUGGAUGGAUUUAUGAACCGCUUAAAGCGUAAAUAGAUGGCCGGUUUCAGAAGCAGAAAGCCCAUGAGAAAGUGAUGAAAGAUAUCCAAGGAUCAUUUACCAAUGUACAAGGGUUAAAUUAAGUGACCCUCCAAGACACAAGACACUUACUUUACUUGAGUUAGUAUAUUUGUAUCAACUUUCUAUUCCUAGAAUUUUUUUAAGUUAUACAUUUACAGUGGACUCUUCUUCAUACUUUUUAGCUGUGCUAACAGGGCAUUUUUUACUCUACUAAUGUUAACGUUAGCAGUAGUUGCUUAGGUAGAUGCAAUUCAGAGGAUCCAUAAUUCCCAUUUACCGUUCAUGAGUUGACUAGAAUUUCUAUUUGCUGUAAAUAUUAAUCUUAAUUGCAAGAUUUUACCCGUAAUAAUAAUUAUUUAUUUAUAUACUAUUAUUAUAACUACGCUAUUACAAACAUUUAUAUUGUGUGUGUAUUUUUCAAGUUGUUUAUGAAAAGGCAGUGUGAUCACCAUAACUAUUGCCAUUAUGAUUAAUGUUGUGUAUUCUAACAUAAAUUGUAAGAACAUAA
This is a messenger RNA of Gadus macrocephalus (Pacific cod), 2241 nucleotides long. Its product is annotated as receptor-interacting serine/threonine-protein kinase 3-like. Lineage: Eukaryota; Metazoa; Chordata; Actinopteri; Gadiformes; Gadidae. The transcript has 10 exons. The record is from RefSeq and is a predicted model, not a curated record. Gene Ontology annotation, molecular function: ATP binding; JUN kinase kinase kinase activity. The coding region runs from base 171 to 1463 and encodes 430 amino acids. Gene Ontology annotation, biological process: inflammatory response; regulation of apoptotic process; innate immune response.